Sceloporus undulatus (fence lizard) is the source of this 2844-nucleotide messenger RNA. RefSeq names its product proline rich 19 (gene PRR19). The transcript has 4 exons. The record is from RefSeq and is a predicted model, not a curated record. The coding region runs from base 64 to 2415 and encodes 783 amino acids. Lineage: Eukaryota; Metazoa; Chordata; Lepidosauria; Squamata; Phrynosomatidae.
GGAAAAGGGGGCGGAGAAGGAAGGAAGAAAGAGGAGCUGGCCCACGAUUUAGCUGCCUUCAGCAUGAAUCCUAGUGACGCGGGGAAAGGAGAUCAGAAGUCCUUUCCCGGCUGCGGCUUCCCCCAUUCGUCCCAUCGGCUAAGAGGGUCUCCCUCGGAGAAGCACAGCCUCGAGGAGAAAUCCGUGAGAGUCAAACGCCGCCGAACCCGACGGGAGCGGAACAGCGUCAAAUUUGGCAGGAACGCCAGUGACCAGGCCCCAGAGCAAAGGGGAAACUGCUGGGGGCUGCAGAAGAGGCUGCCCCCUUUCUGGGGCUCCCAGCUGAGGCUCUGCGCUCAGUCAACUCCCAUCCGUGGGAUCUGUGGGGCGAAACCGGCCGUGAUCAUCACCCAGAACAGGCUUACGCAGCAGCACCAGGGCAUGUUCAACAGAGAGGUGAAAUCUGCUGACAUAGAGCGGCUGUUGAGCCCCAUAGCUGAGCCACAGGUACUGAUGGAGGUGACCCCUGACAACCCCAUGGAGAAGCUAGAGAAAGAACAGGUCCAGCCUCACAAGCCCCAUGAAGCUGCUGCUCACAGAUCUGUUCCCACUGAGCAAUCCGGAUGCGCCGGGAAAGAUCUGGGUGGAGGGAAUAAUGAGGAUCCCCUUUGUGUUAUCCCAGCCUCAGUUGCAGAACCCCAUUGCGGGGCUGGCGUAGGAGCUGCAGAGGCAGAAUCCCAGCUGCUGGUCGCCCCUCUGGUUUUGGGGUUCAGUCCACAGGAUAGUAGAGCUUUUCAGAGCAAUGCCUCCCCUUCCUCCAUGGUUUUGAAUGAGAAGGAGAACGUCCCCCCUGCUCCCCCAGGGUCAGGAACUGAGGCAGCUAAAGGCAGGUCUCUUGUGAAGGAACUGGCCCAAGACCUUCAAAGGCUUCUGGACCUCAAGGCAAAGUUCGCCGGGCGCAAUUUAAUCAGCGAAACACGCCAGGCUGUGUUCAGGGUCCUGCGGGAGCAGAAGAGGACCCUGCCGGAUUUGUCUGCCUUGGCUUCGCUCAAGAAGUUAGCAAGUGGUUGUGACAGAGAAGCCAUCCAUGCAGAUUUCAAGAGCCCAGCUAACAGGGAUCAGGAAGAGUUUUGUCUGGAAUUGAAACCUAGCAAGUGCAGCAGCAGCAGCAGCAGCAGGAACUCUGACCUCGGUGUUUCCCUGAAGAAGAGGAGAGGACAAGAGGAGCCCUUCCUGGCUGGUUUCUCUCCCAGUCCUGGGUAUACAGCAGUGAGAAUGGCAGAAGAGAGACCAGGCCAAGGAGAAAGCUUUGAAAUCUCUAUUGAGCCAGAAGGUAUUGACCAGUACAGCUUCCAUUUGACAACAGUCCAUCCCUAUCCUCAUCUUCAUUCUGCAUCUUCUCAGCACAUGAAUUCACCCAGAAACUCUGAGGAGCAGCUCAGAACAUCUCAGCCCUGGGAACAAGGGUCAGCAGAGGCCUUCUGGGGGCCCAGAGGCAGGCAAGAAAGGGCUGAAGUAGCCACCAAGAGAGCCUUGCCAAAGAAGCAGAUUUCUAGAAGGCAUUGCAUGCCUUUCACUACCCAUGAUCCAUUGGCUUCAUCCAGUCUCACCAUGAACAACAGUGGCUCUGACCCUUUCCUCUUGACAGAGCCUCCGCAGCAUUCCUGUGUCUAUGAACUAAGCCCAGAUGUGUGGUGGUUACGUGGGAUGGAGCCUGUUCCAGUCCACAGCCUUCAUCCUUCCCAGGAAUUGCGCAGUUUUCAGCUGCUGGAUCCAGGGCUCAGGAACACAGAAAGGGCUCCUGCCGAGUCUCAGACCUCCUUUGAUGUCUUAAAGAGCAUUUGGAGUCCAAAACCACCCAGGAAAGGAACCAAGCUUCCUGUGCCCCGACCCCUGGCCUAUCCCCAUUUGGCUCGACAGCUGCCUUCUUCAGGAGAGUUGAAUUUGGACCAAGGGCAGCCAGAAGAGUUUCUCCAGCUGUACAACAUCAUCCCUGAGCAGCACUGCGCCUCCUUCUACAGGCAGAAUCCUCAGCAAGACAUGGUCAUCGCCAGCAGACCUGCUCAGCAUGGAAACGACCUCUUCUCUGUACUGGCAAACCCCAGAAUUUACUGUCAGAAAGUGUCUGUCGAACAAGGGAAACCCUCAGAGAGCUACCCGAUCUGGGGGCUGGCAGAGGCCCCGGAAAGAAGCCAGGGAACCAGGGAGAAGAGCAGCUCUUCCAGGACAGAGAGCCAGGCGGGAGACCUGGAGAGGCUGAUCCAACUCGAAUCGGCCUGGCAGCUGCAAGCUUUCCAGCAGCUCCCAAUGUCCUACUUCCCCCCGUCAGAGGCUCUGGAAGGGAGUGGGAAGACCCCCCUCUGCACCUUGCAGGGGCAUUUGCUGGGACAGGCCAGCCCCGAACCCUGGGCCUUCCCCCGGAUGAAGUUGUACUGAGGGGCACAUGUGGGUGGGCACCUUUUUUGAUGAGAAGCCUUGGGGCAGCCCAUGGAUGCUUAGAUAGGGCAAACAAAAGGAUGGAGGUGGCCACUUGGAAGAGGCAUUUGCUACCUUUAACCUAACAUCCCCUUGGGUUAGGUGGUUUCUUCCUUUUUUUAAUCCCUUAAAGCACAUUUCUUUUGAGCCCAGAAAAGGUUACAGACUUCUCUCUUCUGGGUGGGACAGUCUAUGGAGCAAUGGCUUUCCAAGCCCAGGGUGCAGACUAGUUGUCCAGGAAAGGUAAUGUUGUUACUUGGCUCCAUUAAAUGACCAUAUUUCAAGAACACUGUUUUCCUUUUUACUUAUAAGGGAGUUAAUCCAGGUGAUUUUAAAACAUUUUGCUAAAGCUGGAAAAGAUUUAAUUAUAAACUUUCAGUCUUAAUCAUA